Molecule: messenger RNA, 2110 nt
Organism: Lethenteron reissneri (Far Eastern brook lamprey)
Lineage: Eukaryota; Metazoa; Chordata; Hyperoartia; Petromyzontiformes; Petromyzontidae
Product: group XIIA secretory phospholipase A2-like
Biological process (GO): arachidonate secretion; lipid catabolic process; phospholipid metabolic process
Cellular component (GO): extracellular region
Molecular function (GO): calcium ion binding; A2-type glycerophospholipase activity
Source: RefSeq, a predicted model, not a curated record
CGUGUCUCAAGGCAGAUUAAUUACUAAAGUAAUUAAAGUAAUCCACUAAAUCAGACAAGCGUUGAUGUGGGAACAGGCGUCGCAUCAUUGACGUACUUCUCGAGGCAGAAGAUCCCCAGGCUCUGUGUGGAGACAAGAGAGUCGGGGCAGGAGGAGAGACGGCUGACAUUGUUCGUUGACCCAAGACAUGAGGACACGUGGGCUGGCGGUGGGGAGGUCGUGGAUGCUGCCCCUGCUGCUCCUGCUGCUGCCCUUGUUGAUGUGCGUGGCGGCACGGGGCGGCUGGAUGGCCGAGCGGGUGAAGGAACUGCGGGCAGGCGUGCAGCUGCUGGAUGGUUACCUGGACUCGGCAAUGGAGUACCUGGGAGGGGAAGACGGAGUGUGUAGAUACACGUGCGCCAAUGGAGCCGAACCCGAGCCACGACGCGACUACACCCCGGCCGCGCCAAAUGGAUGCGGCUCCCCGGUGUUCGGCAUUCAGUUUGACGUGGGCGUCCCGGCUAUGACGCGCUGCUGCAACGACCACGACCGCUGCUACGACGUGUGCGGCGCCGAGAAGCGCGCCUGCGACACCGCCUUCCGCCGCUGCCUCUCCCGCAUCUGCUCGCUCGUGGGCGCCAGCUUCACUAUCUCGCCCGAGACCCUGGGUCGUUGUGAGGAGGCCGUGGAUCUGCUGCACCAGGGGGUGAUGGCGUUUGGCUGCCGCCCCUACAUGGAGAGCCAGCGCGCGGCCUGCACCUGCCCUCCCAGGCCACAUGGCAACACCAGGGACCUGUGAGCGACGACGCCCUGUGAUAGCGGCGGAAGUUACGGAACCAACCAAGACCCCUGCAACGCCUCACGACGCCUCGCGACAUCGUCACCCAGCCUGGGCAAACCAGCAACACAGAGUGGCAACCCUGCGGCACUCCAUAGCACCAGAGGCACUCUGCACCACCCACACACUACCUGCACCAUGCACCCCCCACCCCAUCCCCCUGGAUCUCCCACGGUGAGCCAGCCACAGCCUUUGGUCGUGUGUGAUUUGGUAAAUGAUGUAGAUGCCCAGCCGUGUUAACGCGUGCCCGCGUGUCCGUGUGUGUGUACGUGUGUGUGUGUACGUGUGUGUGUGUACGCGUGUCCGUGUGUGUGUGUACGUGUGUGUGUACGUGUGUGUACGUGUGUGUGUACGCGUGUGUGUGUACGCGUGUCCGUGUGUACGCGUGUCCGUGUGUACGCGUGUCCGUGUGUGUGUGUACGUGUGUGUGUGUACGCGUGUGUGUGUGUACGUGCUCGCUGUGCGCGGCGGUGGUGUAGCGAUUGGCUCGCCGCGUUACGAACCCGGCGACCCGAGUUCGAUUCUCGCUCACGGCCAAUGCCAGUGACGAGUAUCUGAACCGGUCCUAGGCCUUCCCCAGGUCGAUUCGGCCUCAAAUGAGUACCUGGUGCGGUGUGUAAACAUUGCCACUGGGGAGACAAAGGCGGUCGGGCGCGGUGAUGGCCUCGCCAGUGACUCGUACAGCGGUCUGGCCUUAGGCACUCGCUAGCAGCACUUGCCCCACCAUCCUGCACAGGCUAUACGCGCACAGGGGUGGACAACCUUUAUUCUGCCAAGGGCCAUUUGGAUAUUUAUAACAUCAUUCGCGGGCCAUACAAAAUUUAAUUUAUGUUGCUAUGAAAAAAGCUCCUAGAUUUAUUGAAUUUCGAGUUGUGCGGUUGCCUUGGCAGGGCCUGAAUAAAUGAUUUUGCGGGCCUUAUACGGCCCGCAGGCCAGACGUUCCCCACUCCUGCAGUAUACAUGGGAUAUUUGUCUUGACUACGUGUCUGCGUGUGUUUACAUAAUUUGCAAAUAUAUUUAGAAAUCAACUAAAUAUAUAUUUAAUGUCGUGAGAGCCAAUGUCUCUCACGACGUUGGCUGCACCACCGCUCGGAAUCACACGAGUCGUGGUUCGCUACGGCGAGCCGCUUGUAGUAAGCUAAGAGUGAUUAUGUUCGUGCAAUAUUUUGACUUCCUCGUAGUUCGUCAGUAACACUGCCUCGAAAGGAAAAACGGGUGACGUUUUGGGCAAUGUCCCUUUUGAAAGCGUUGAAAGCGUGUAAUAAUAAUAAUAAAACGGUUGUUUUCUGCGAA